Molecule: messenger RNA, 549 nt
Organism: Lagopus leucura (white-tailed ptarmigan)
Lineage: Eukaryota; Metazoa; Chordata; Aves; Galliformes; Phasianidae
Gene: TMEM220
Product: transmembrane protein 220
Exons: 6
Coding region: 31-510 (159 amino acids)
Source: RefSeq, a predicted model, not a curated record
CCCCCGCCGGAGGCGGAGAGCCGUGCCGCCAUGGCGGGGCUGCCGUGGAGGCUCUGCAACCUUCUUAUGGCCGCCUUCUUCGGGCUGGCGGCCGUCGUGCAGGUGAACGAUCCCGACGCUGGGCUGUGGGUGGUUGUCUACUUGGUGCCGGCUGCCCUUACGCUGUUUGUUGUCCUUAACCCUUUGGUAACAGAAAACUUUUUUUGGAGGAGCCUCUGUGACCUUCAUUCUGCUGGCUGUAUUAUUGGGGCCAUUUCCUUGGCUUACUCUUUGUUUGCAUAUACUCAAGGAAACAUCUUGCAUGAAGAGGAGGGCAGAGAGUUGUUUGGUCUGGUGAUCAUUACAACAUGGAUGAGUCUUUGUCGCAGUUCAGCAAAGAAUCCGCUGGGUGGAAUUCAUCUGACUGCUGCGAUCUUGGUUGCUCUCUUCCCCUUCGUUUCAUGGCUGUACAUUUAUGUGAACAAAGAGAUGCGAGAAUCUUGGCCAGAACACUGUAAAACUGUGAUUUGACCGGGUGGAGACAGCACAUAAAUAAAUAUUCUGACCUUA